Pteronotus mesoamericanus is the source of this 411-nucleotide messenger RNA. Its product is annotated as proteolipid protein 2-like. Lineage: Eukaryota; Metazoa; Chordata; Mammalia; Chiroptera; Mormoopidae. The transcript has a single exon. Gene Ontology annotation, cellular component: membrane. The record is from RefSeq and is a predicted model, not a curated record. Bases 1 to 411 code for a protein of 136 amino acids.
AUGGCGGAUCCCCAGCAUGUCUCAGUCUCCAGCGGCUGGGCCACCUGCACCAACUUCUCAUGUACCCAAAAGGGAAUUCUUCUAUUUGCUAUUAUAUUCUGCCUGGUGAUUCUGAUCUGCUUCAAUGCCUCAGCACUAGGAUACUCCUCUCUGCUGGGGGUUGAGAUGAAUCUUGCUUUUUUCUUCUUUGUCAUGUACUCGAGUGGCCUGCACACCAAGAUACCAUUCAUCAGCUGGCCCUGGAGUGAUUUCUUCCAAACCUUCACAGCAGCAAUUAUCUACCUGAUCACCUCCUUUUCUGUCCUUGUUGAGAAAGAAAACCACUCCAAAAUCACUGAAGGGGUAUUGGGCCUAAUUGCUACAUGCCUCUUUCGCUAUGAUGUCUAUGUCACCUUCCCCUUGAGACAGUAA